GUGCUCAAUGCAGGCGUUGACAAUCUGUUUAGCUGAUUCUCCCUCAAGGCCAACCUUUGAGAAUAGAAAAGAUCGCAAGCAGGGCAUGCAAGUGCAGCCGAAAUGUCUGGAGUCAACGCGCCAUGGCUGGCACCAAUUUAUCUGCCCGGCCAAGAGCCGUUGCCGGAAGGCUACACAGAAGAAGACCGCGCGAAUCUCGCACAGGUGCAAAUGUGGCAGCGGUAUGCUUCUGGCGCAAUGGAGUCAUGUCCAGUCAAGUGCACCCUGUCCGGAGCGGCAGGAUUCGGUUUGGGAGCUUUCUUCACCCUUUUCAGCGCAGCUCUCUCAGCGGAUGAUCCGACUCGACGAACCACUGCAUAUCUUCAGGCGCAAGCGGCCGGGAUACCAGAACCAAAGUUGAGCACCGCCCUUCAGACGAAGGAAUUUUUCAAGGACACGGGGAAGAAUAUGUGGCGGAGUGGUAAGGGCUUCGGAAAAGUCGGCGCUCUGUAUUCGGGGAUAGAGUGCUGUGUUGAAGGGUACCGAGCGAAAAACGACAUUUAUAAUUCCCUGAUCUCUGGCUGUUUCGCUGGAUCAAUUCUGGCUAGGAGCAGCGGCCCAAAGGCUAUGAUCGGAGGAGGUAUCGCGUUUGCAGCAUUCAGCGGCGCUAUCGACCUAUACUUCCGCAAAGAGCCAGCGGACGACCCUUAGGAACCCGAAGGGUGCAUAGACAUCUCACCACUCAGCACCGACACGACCCCAACACCUGUACAC
Molecule: messenger RNA, 753 nt
Organism: Tilletiaria anomala UBC 951
Lineage: Eukaryota; Fungi; Basidiomycota; Exobasidiomycetes; Georgefischeriales; Tilletiariaceae
Product: Tim17-domain-containing protein
Exons: 3
Coding region: 103-690 (195 amino acids)
Biological process (GO): protein insertion into mitochondrial inner membrane
Cellular component (GO): TIM22 mitochondrial import inner membrane insertion complex
Molecular function (GO): transmembrane protein transporter activity
Source: RefSeq, a predicted model, not a curated record